GAUAACAAUAAAAUGAAAUGAAAAUAAUUUAAGGAAAACGAAUCGCCGCCAUAUUAUUUUUUGCAACACAUAACCUUAAAAUUAUUGCAAACCACGUCAUCUAGUGAAAUAUACACACAUAUAUAAAGAAUAAUAAAAUUUAAAAAGUGAUUAUUCAGGUGUCAACAAUGAUUAACACUGGGAAAUUAGCAGGUUGUACUGUUUUUAUAACAGGAGCAUCGAGAGGUAUUGGAAAAAGUAUUGCAUUGAAAGCCGCGAAAGAUGGAGCAAAUGUUGUAAUUGCUGCAAAAACUGCUCAAGUUCAUCCAAAAUUACCAGGAACAAUUUAUACGGCUGCGGAGGAAAUUGAAAAGAAUGGUGGACGUGCACUUCCAUGUAUUGUUGAUGUUAGAGAUGAAGGACAAAUUAAAACAGCGGUAGACAAUGCAAUUAAAAAAUUUGGUGGUAUUGAUAUUCUUGUAAAUAAUGCUAGUGCAAUUUCAUUAACAAGUACACUUGCCACUGAUAUGAAACGAUAUGAUUUAAUGAACAAUAUUAAUGCGAGAGGAACUUUUCUUGUGUCGAAAAUGUGUUUGCCACAUUUGUUAAAGAGUAAAAAUCCUCACAUUGUUAACAUAAGUCCACCAUUAAAUAUGAAUCCAAUUUGGUUUAAAAAUCAUGUUGCCUAUACAAUGGCAAAAUAUGGAAUGUCAAUGUGUGUUCUUGGUAUGGCAGAGGAAUUUAAAGAUGAAGGAGUUGCAGUAAAUGCUGUAUGGCCUAAAACAGCUAUUCAAACAGCUGCUAUUGAAAUGUUACAAGGUGGCGACUCAGCAAAUUAUAGUAGAAAACCUGAAAUUAUGGCAGAUGCCGUUUAUGCCUUAGUUUGUAAAAAUAGUAAAUCAGUUACUGGAAACUUUUUCGUUGAUGAGGAUUUAUUAAGAAAAGAAGGAAUUACAGACUUCACUCAAUAUUCAUGUGUCCCAGGAAAUGAACAAAGUUUAAUGUUAGAUUUUUUUCUGGAUGAAUCGAUAAAUUCACAACAAAAUGAAAAUAAGACUGAAAAUAAUAAUUGUGCUACUAAAAUAGCUAAUUUAUUUUCAGUUAUUGAUGGUAAUUUAAAUUCAGAGCUUGUCGAUAAAGUUGGAGCAAUAUAUCAAUUUAAUGUGAAAGGAGAAGAAGAGGGUGUUUGGUUCAUAGAUUUAAAAAAUGGAAAAGGUGCAACUGGUAGAGGUGAACCAAAUCAACCAGCAGAUGCAGUUCUCACUAUGGAUUCGCAAAAUUUCUUUGCCAUGUUUACUGGUAAAAUAAAACCUGCCUCUGCUUUUAUGACUGGUAAAUUAAAAAUUACGGGCAAUAUUCAAAAAGCAAUUAAAUUAGAGAAACUAAUGGUAAAUUUAAAGUCAAAACUUUAAAGAACUUUACUAACAAUUUAUUAAUCAAAUAUAAAAAGUUUUGAUUUAUUACUUUAAAUAGGUAUUUAUCGAUAAUGACAAUAUUUAUAUAUAUAUAUACAAAUUGUUGAUCUAUAUUUUUUAUAAUCAUAUAUAAAAGUCCAUGUUCUUUUUUAAAAGAUGUAAUAUAAGGAAGCAAAUAAAAGGUAUGUUUCUUCUGAUUUAAAAUUUA
Messenger RNA from Leptopilina boulardi, 1602 nucleotides. It is a transcript of the gene Hsdl2, whose product is annotated as hydroxysteroid dehydrogenase-like protein 2. The record is from RefSeq and is a predicted model, not a curated record. The coding region runs from base 168 to 1391 and encodes 407 amino acids. Gene Ontology annotation, cellular component: mitochondrion. The transcript is spliced from 2 exons. Lineage: Eukaryota; Metazoa; Arthropoda; Insecta; Hymenoptera; Figitidae.